AUUUCGUUUUAUGGCAAAAUCUUGAAUAUUAUUUUUCGGUAUGUAUUAGCGCUGUUAUUAUCUGCAUCAUUAUCAUCUACUAAAAAAUCUCGCAAAUGGGUGAAAAUUUACAUAAAAAGUCUGAAUUAGAAGUUGAAAGUGAAAAUGUCGUUGUUGACUCAGUACUGAUGCAUAAGGCUACACCAGAAUAUCUUCAAGAACUACUAAAAGACAAAAGGCAGCUGCAGAAUUUCCCAAACAUAUUUUUACACUUAGAAUUCAUUUUGGAGAAAGAAAUUACUCGCGUAAGGCAAAAGCUAUUUCAUUUAAACGAAUCAGUAAAGAAAACUGAAAACGAGCUUCCAGUACCCUCCGGAAAUAUUGUGUCAUUACAAGAGAAGGUAUUUGUUCCUGUGAAGGAAAAUCCAAAUUAUAACUUUGUUGGACGCCUUCUCGGUCCGAGAGGAUUGACUGCGAAACAGCUUGAACAAGAUUUGGAGUGUAAAAUCAUGGUGAGAGGUAAAGGAUCACUUAGAGACAAAAGAAAGGAGGAUUCAAACAAAGGAAAACCAAACUGGGAACACCUGGAUGAGGAGUUGCAUGUUCUGGUGAGCGUCGAAGAUUUUGAAAGUCGUGCGGCGAUUAAACUCAGAAGAGCGUCCGAAACAAUUCGUGCAUUUCUUGAGCAAGGAGUGAGGACGCCUGAUGGAGAAGAUCAGGUGAAGAAACGCCAGCUUAUGGAAUUAGCAAUUAUCAAUGGUACUUAUCGAGCUGUGAAUCAACGUUCCAUUUUGCUCCCUUCAACAAAUUUAGCAAGUGAAUUACCUUUGAGAGAUGAGGAUUUACACCAACAAUGUAUAAAUGGACAUGUGAUAAGGCGUUCUCACAGUCCGAUCGAUAAUUCAGAUAUAGCGUUCAAUCAUAAAGAUCGUCAGCAAGCACAUAUUCAACAAGUUCAACAACACCAACAGCUCAUACUACAACAUCAGUCACUUACUGUAUUAAAUCAUCAAGCGGCUGCAGCAGCGGCAGCUGCAGCAGCUGCAGCUCAAAUAUUACCAUCAAAUAAAUAUUCUUCAACUAAUAUUUUACCUCAGAUUCAAUCUCAGGUACUUCCUGUAUCACUGGCAACAAACUGUUUACUUCCUGGAACAAUGAAUUCUGCAUUAUCUCAAGCUAAUUCAAUACAUUCCAUUCCAAAUAAUCAAUUAUCUCAUUCUAUCCCAUCUUUUAGCUCAGCGAAUUUGUCUACUUAUUUACCAAAUAAUAAUAUAUCCGGACUUUUAUAUCCUUUGACGGCAAAUGCAGCUUUAUCUGCAGCCGUCAGUACAGGAUCAGCUACAAAUAAUGGACAACUGAAUCUAACUCUUCCUUUAAGCCAAAUCGCUGGUGGUAUUACUGGGAAUGGACUUUCUGGUUUAUCCUUGCCGAUUGGUUCUACGUUGCAUACAGCCAGCCAUGAUCAGUUAGCUGCUGUUGCAGCUGCUCUCCUUAGUGGAAGUGGAACAGGAGGUAUUGGUGCAAGUAAUUCAAAUUUACAGUUAUGCAAUGGUAACGUGAAUAAUCCUGUAUCUAAUAUAAACUCAGGUGCUCAUAGUUACCCUAUCACUUCACAUACAUCACUUGCAGAUGCUGUAAAUAUACUGGAAUUCAGCAACGCAUCAAAUACACAAGAAACUGGUUCAGGACCACUUAAAUUACGUUCCUUGCAAGCCACAUCAUCCACAGUUUCUCGAAUGCAUCCAUACCUAAGACAGUAAUUAAUGAAUGACGUCAUUGCUGCAAAUAAUACAAAAUCUGCUUAUAUCCAUGACAAAUAGCAGCUGCUAAUUAUUGUGAUUUUUAAUUUACCAGCAGGCUUUCAUUAAAUAAUCAAAAACAGUUUAAGUGCUUUCGUAUCACAAAUACAAAUGCUUAAUAUCUAACCAGUUCAUUUGUCUUCUCUAAGUGAACUACAUGUAAAUUAAAUUGACUUACACAAACAUCCCUUAUAGUUACUUGUUAUGCUUUUAUUUUCUACGAAACUUUGCUCAGAACUUGUAUUAUUAUAGUUAUUAUUACUACUGCAUUGGAUAGGGAAAAUAGAGACUGCUAUGUUAAAAGAAAAAUAUUUUGAUAUGGUUUUUUUUCAUAGACACUAUCCAUGACACAAGAGUAAAUUGUCAGAGUUAUUAAAGGUGAGAAUUUUUGAUUGUACUGUCGACUCGAAUCUACAUCAUGCAUACUGACUAAUAUCUUUGUUGUUAUUCUCAGUUAUAUCAGUAAUUUUCAUUACGAAUAACAAUGACGGUUAUUGUAUGUUCAAUAUACAUAUAUAACGAAUGUGUUCUAAUUUUGUUUUUAUUUAUUUUAAGUAAUAUAAAUUUGUGUGAAUUGAUGUAAAACAAGUUUAAAUAUCUUCCCUUUUACUAUUACAGUAGACUUAUUUUAAACUCUGACUAUGUGUAUAUUUGAUAUUAUUGUACUAAAUGUUUCCGUUAUUGUCAAAUUGUCGUUUUGUGAUUGUUCUCCCUGUUUUUUUCAUCCUAUUUUCUCUAAUUCAUAUCAUACAACAAAAUGUUUGACAACCAUGACAGAAAAUCUAGUUAUGAGACUGUUUUUUAUUUGCCCGUUUUUAGCACUGCCUAAGAGUAAAUUUCUAUCUUCCAACCAAUAUUACUUUGUUAAAUGUUUUAUACAAUUGCCUAGAUAUUUUGGUUUGACGCUCAUUUCUCUUCAUCUUUUAUUUGAAUGAUUGUGUAAUCGCAUAACUAUAUUAAGUUUAAAAUAAAACUUGUUUGUGAAAAUUUAUCUAGAUCCUUUUCUAUGAUGCAUUACUUUAAAAAAAAAGCAAUUACAUCACUUCAUUCUCAUUACUUGAUUUCUUGUAUGACCUAUUGAAAUGACAAUAUGUUCAUCGGAUUAUUAGUGGUCAGAGUGAUAUUGUCUUCCUUAUGACUGUACCUCCCUCAACCGUUAACUUUUUUCUUCCAUUUGAAUUAUUUAUUUUUAAGUUCCGUUUUAUUUUUUCAUUAUAUACGACUUCAAAAAUGGCCAUUACUACGUUUCCAGUAUUUCUGAUCUGUCAACUCAGCUACUGAGUUAAAUUUACCUGUCAGUUAAUUUACAGGAUGAAAAUACGUUAAGAGAUGUGGCGAAAAAGUGUUGCAAAAGCCAGAAGAAAAACGAAGAACACAGUAGAUCCGGAAAAUGAGAAAUGAAAAGACAGCGAAACAGAAAGUCAAAGACAAAUAAUACUUAUUUUUUGUUGAAAAACAUUUACUUUUCUA
Molecule: messenger RNA, 3248 nt
Organism: Schistosoma margrebowiei
Lineage: Eukaryota; Metazoa; Platyhelminthes; Trematoda; Strigeidida; Schistosomatidae
Source: the annotation of a GenBank genome assembly